AGAAGGAUAAUCCCACGAGCAUUUCUGACCCAGUGGUCGGGCCUCGUUUGACGCAGGAACUGCUCGAAUAGCGAUUACUCACUGUCCGUAUCCUAUUGCUGACCUAUUCGCCACCGUUAGUAUCCCAAUUCCAUGGGUCUCUGGUCGACGAAUUCGGCAGAUCCUUGCUCCAUUCGCAGGCCGCGUACUAUCUCCAUCUUCUCCCGUCUGGUCCUCUGCUCCACUCUGCUACUGGGUGUCAGCUUCAUCUUAAAAACCCGCCCUCAUCUGCUCCCAUCUUUCCCCCACCUCACCCCCUCCCGCUCCUCCUAUACCCAACCCACCACCAUGGCCUACCAGCAGGAACGCUACAUUGCCGAGCUCGCCGUCCAGCGUGCCACCCUCCUCACCCAGAAGGUCUUCAACGAGAAGGCCAAGGGCACUGUCUCCAAAGAUGACAAGUCACCCGUUACCAUUGGCGACUUCGGCGCCCAGGCUCUGAUCAUCCAAGCCAUCCGCAAGAACUUCCCUAAUGAUGAGAUCGUCGCCGAAGAGGAGGCCAGCAGCCUUCGGGAGGACAAGGCGCUGAGCGCCGAGAUCUGGAGACUGGUUCAGGAUAUCAAGUUGGUGGACACUGAGAGCGACAACCUCCUGGGAGGCCCUCUGCCUAGCGAAGAAGCGAUGCUGGACAUCAUCGACCAGGGCAAGAGUGCUGGCGGUGCCAAGGGUCGUAUCUGGGCUUUGGACCCCAUUGACGGCACCAAGGGUUUCCUGCGCGGUGGUCAGUACGCCGUCUGUCUCGGUCUGAUUGAAGACGGUGAUGUCAAGGUUGGUGCCAUUGGCUGCCCUAACUUGCCUGUUAACGACGCCGAGACCAUGUCUGCGGGCAUCGGCGCUGAGCAGACCAGCGGCACUGGCAAGGGUGUCCUCUUCUCCGCCAUCCAGGGCGUUGGUUCCAUCAGCCGGCCCCUCACCAACGGUGCUCUUGCUGAGAGCAAGUCCAUCUCCAUGCGCCCCGUCCCCGAUAUCGCUCAGGCCGUGUUCUGCGAGGGUGUCGAGGCCGGUCACUCCGCACAGGACGACAACGCCGCCGUUGCUAAACUUCUCGGUAUUACCUCCCCCAGUGUGCGUCUGGACUCGCAGGCCAAGUACUGCUCGAUUGCCCGCGGUGCUGGUGACAUCUACUUGCGUCUGCCGGUGAAGAAGGACUACCAGGAGAAGAUCUGGGACCACGCCGCUGGUGACCUGAUCGUGCGGGAAGCUGGUGGUCAAGUGACGGAUAUCUACGGCCAGAGACUGGAUUUCAGCAAGGGCAGGACCCUGGCGGCCAACAAGGGAGUUGUCGCGGCCCCCAAGGCCCUCCAGGACCAGGUCAUCGGUGCUGUGAAGACUGUUCUGAAGUUGUAAAUGCUAGGAGACUAUGGGGGGGAAUUGUCUAUCAUGAAUGUAAUAGAUUCUCGAUCAGUCCUGUCAGACCGUGCACGCUAGAUGCGUCUAAAAGUACAUAA
This is a messenger RNA of Aspergillus welwitschiae, 1487 nucleotides long. RefSeq names its product 3'(2'),5'-bisphosphate nucleotidase. The coding region runs from base 133 to 1386 and encodes 417 amino acids. The record is from RefSeq and is a predicted model, not a curated record. Gene Ontology annotation, molecular function: 3'(2'),5'-bisphosphate nucleotidase activity. Gene Ontology annotation, biological process: sulfate assimilation; phosphatidylinositol phosphate biosynthetic process. The transcript has a single exon. Lineage: Eukaryota; Fungi; Ascomycota; Eurotiomycetes; Eurotiales; Aspergillaceae.